AUGGACUUCCAGCAACAGAGGCCAAAAUUCAAGAAGUUUCCUCCUUCUUUGUCAGUGUUGAAGGCGAAAUGGUUAUUGCAGAUACACAAGAUCAUGUCAGUUUCAAAGGACGGCAUCAUUUCUACUAUCUAUGGUAUUCCUGGAGUGUCUGGAUACAAUACAGAAAGUGACGCUUCAAAAACACUCUUCAACCUAAAGAUGUUCACUACACCAAUGAUGGUGACUUGUAUGUAUUUGAUUCGAAAAAUAACCUCAUCAAUUGGAAGAGUGUAUCGCUUGAAACUUGGAGAUGAAAAUGCUUUGAUUGAGUUUGUUUUUAAAAGCGAUUCGGCGUUACUCCACUCUGUUCGUUUUGCAACUGAUGGAUUGUCCUUCUACUUUGUAGAUCAAACAGAAAGGUUCAUAAUGAAGGCAGUUCCAUUUUGUCCUGAAGGUUUCAGAAUUUCAUUCAAGAAUCAUGUGUGCACCAAUUCAACAGCAGCUGAGGAAGAGGAAUCCUAUGGAUAUAUUCUUCCAUUAACUGGAAUGAUUGCAUCAUCAACCACUAUCCUGGUUGCUGUUCUAUUGGCCUUGUGGUAUCACAUGAAAAAGAAUUCUUCCUCACAGGCAAGAGAAAUCAGAGAGCAACUAUCCUAUGAUUUUUUAAGUGAGGAUGAAGAAGAAUUGCAAAAUGCAUUUCCAGGUCAACAUGUUGCAUCUCAUCAACAAGAGGAAGAUCAACAACAGCAUAAUCUCAUUCAAAUGGAUCCAUAA
Molecule: messenger RNA, 753 nt
Organism: Naegleria gruberi
Lineage: Eukaryota; Heterolobosea; Eutetramitea; Acrasida; Naegleriidae
Exons: 1
Coding region: 1-753 (250 amino acids)
Source: RefSeq, a predicted model, not a curated record